AUGGUCGAUUCCAGCACUCCGUUCAUGGCCGCCGCGUCCCUUUCACCCGCCGCCGGUGAGAAGAAACACUGGUGGCUCACCAGCAGAAAGAUGGUGGAGAGGUACGUGAGGGAAGCUAAGAUGCUGGUUGCGACGCAGGAGCAGGGCGAUGUCGCGGCGGCGCUGGGGCUGCUGGAGGCGGCGCUCGCGGUGGCGCCGCGGAUGGAGGUGGCUUCACUCCCGGGCGUCAGUUGGGAUAAGCCUCCCAACACCACCGUACUGCCGCCGGCUCUCUCAUCGAUGGCGCAUACAUGCGUCUCCUCAUCCCUUAAUCUCGCCUCAUCCCCACUUUCUCUCUAUUCCCCCAACCCUAGCUCCUCGCCUUCUUCAACCUCCAACAAGUUCUCUCUCCCACUUCAAACCCCCCGUUCACGGCAUGAAAUUCCGAGAAAAUGUAAUAAAUCGAACUUCAAGUGUUCUUCCGUGAGAUCUGUGCACGCUCCGGAUUUUUCUGCGCCGGAAAGGAGCUCGCGAAGUGGCAUUUGGUCGAUUAGGGAUGAUUUGCGAAUGCCAUCGUCGCCAUACUUUCCAGUUAAUGCACGGGGGCCACGAGGACCAUCACCCAUGGUGCAAGAGCGUUUUACGAGUGUCCUCAGCCAGCUUUUAAAAUAUAGGAUAAUACGGUGUGGUGGGGAAGUGAAUGAUGACAUGGCGAACACAAUUGUAGCUCAGUUGCUCUGCCUUGAUGCUGCAGAUCCUACAAAGGAUAUAGUCAUGUAUAUUAACUCUCCUGGUGGAUCAGUGACAGCUGGUUAUGCAAUCUUUGACACCAUGAGGCAUAUUAGGCCCGAUAUCUCAACUGUAUGUGUUGGACUAGCUGCUAGUAUGGGAGCCUUUCUGUUGGGUGCUGGUACUAAAGGUAAAAGAUAUAGCCUACCGAGUUCGAGAAUAAUGAUUCAUCAGCCACUUGGCGGAGCACAGGGUUCGUCGACUGACAUUGAUGUUCAGACAGAUGAAAUGCUGUAUCACAAAGCGAAUUUAACCGGCUAUUUGGCCCAAUUCACUGGUCAUAGCUUGAUGAAGGUGUACGAAGACACUGAUUAUGAUUAUUUCAUGAGUGCUAAAGAAGCCAAAGAGUACGGGCUCAUAGAUGGUAUCAUCUUAAACCCUCUUAAAACCCUACAACCACUUGCAGCUGCAGGACACAACAGUAAUAAUGAUUCGAGUGAGUGA
Striga hermonthica is the source of this 1212-nucleotide messenger RNA. Lineage: Eukaryota; Viridiplantae; Streptophyta; Magnoliopsida; Lamiales; Orobanchaceae. The record is from the annotation of a GenBank genome assembly.